AUGUUUGUUAAUACACUAUCAACAAAUAUACAAUGGAUCAAAACAUUAAAAAAUAUAACAGAAGAUCAUGGUCGAACAGUUCUUUUAGAAUGUGAAGUUAAUUCUUUAUAUCCUGUAUCAUUUAAUUGGUAUAGAUAUAAUAAUCCAAUUGAUAGAAGUAGUUUUAGUAUUGAUCAAAAUUUAUUUCAAUCGAGUAUUCGUUUAAAAAAUUUGAAAGAAUCUCAAACUGGUUUUUAUACAUGUGAAGUAUCAAAUGGUUUUCAAACAUUAAUAUCAACUGGCUUUGUUCGGGUGAAAAAUUCAGAUUUCGAUCCAAUUGAUUUAAAUGAUGAUUUAUUACCAAUAUAUGAAUUUCAACCGGAAAUUAUAACACAUAAUGAUGAAUUAAUAGAUAAGUUAAAAUGUGAACUGUAUAAAGGUAAUAUUUGUCGAUCAAUAAUUGGUUCAAAUUAUAUAGCUCUAACAACAUCAGAUGAAAAAGAAAUUGAACAAAAUUUAAUUAAUAAUAUUCAAUUUCUUUCAAACGAAUGUCGUCAUUUGUUAUUACCUAUGAUUUGUUUCUUUCUAUAUCCUGUUUGUGAUAAAAAUCGAAUAACAAUUCGAUCGAUAUGUCGAAAAUCAUGUUAUCAUUUUCAAAAUAAUAAUUGUAUGAAAGAACUUUUAAGUCAACAACAAAUUUAUUCAAGUUUUCGAGUUUCACAUAAUAUACCAACAUGUGAUAAUUUACCACCAUCAAGUGACGAUGAAUCUUGUGUUAAAGUUGAUCAAUAUCGAAAUGUUUCAACAGUUUCCAGUACUUCUCCAAUUAUCGGAGGUUUAUUAUCAUCAAAUUAUCCUCUAAUAUUUUCCUUAAAAAUGUUCAUAGCUGUUGCUCUAAUUUGUGUACUAAUACUAUUCUGUUAUUGUUGUUAUCGUAAUCAAAAUAAUAAGAGUCAUUUAUCCUCAAGUUCAAUAGCAUUAUCACCAAGAAUAAAAUCUUCUUGUCUUGCAAAUCCAAUUCCACCAUCACCAUGUCAAUCGCCAAUUAUUAUUAAACAAAAUCAUCAUCAUAUUAGAUCAUUAUCAUCAUCACCAACAACAAAUACAAAAUUAACUCAUAUAUACCAUCGUCAAACAUCACUUCAACCAGAAUCUAGUCAUCAACAAAUAUACUUUCCUUCUGGCGUUAAUGCACUAUAUGAAAUCCCAUUUACAAAUGUCCGUUUUUUACAAGAAAUCGGUCAAGGAGAAUUUGGACGAAUAUAUAUCGGUGAAUUGAUUGAUAGUAAAACUAAAUGUGUUAUCAAAACAUUAGAAAAUGAACAUGCAAAACAAGAUUAUUUACGAGAAAUUGAAAUUUUUCAUCAUAUUCAUCAUAUAAAUAUAUCUUGUCUUAUUGGUAUUUGUAUUCCAGCACAAUAUAUAUAUUCAUUAAUGAUUUAUGAAUAUUUAAAUUAUGGAAAUUUACAUGAAUAUUUGAUUUUACAAUGUUCAAAAAAAAUUAAUUUAACCGAUCUUCUUUUUAUAGCAAUACAAAUUGUAUCUGGAAUGAUAUAUUUAUCUGAAAAGAAAUUUCUUCAUAAUGAUUUAUCAACAAAAAAUAUUUUUCUCUGUGAACAUUUAAAUAUUAAAAUAACAAAUAUAGGACGUUAUCAACGAAAAUAUCAUUUAGAUUAUUAUAAUAUAGCAAAUCAUUUAUUACCUGUAAGAUGGAUGUCAAUUGAAUCAUUAUUAUCAGGUAUAUAUUCUGAAAUGUCUGAUGUUUGGUCAUUUGGUGUAUUAUUAUGGGAAAUGUUUUCAUAUGGUACUCAACCAUAUUAUGGAUAUACAAAUCCUGAAGUUAUUGAAAUGAUACGUGAUAGAAUAUUAUUAUCAUGUCCAUUAAAUUGUUCGAAGAAAAUUUAUGCAUUAAUGUGUUCAUGUUGGGAAGAAAUUAGUGAACAACGACCAACAUUUAUUGAACUUAUGCAAAAAUUAAAACAAUUUCAAGAGAAAACAACAUUGUUGUCUGUUGAUGAUAAAUCAAUAUCGUUAAAUCAAUUGGAAGAAUCAUUUAGAGAAAAAUACAGAGCAUCGAUAUUAUCUAUUGAUGAAUGA
Messenger RNA from Rotaria sp. Silwood1, 2076 nucleotides. The record is from the annotation of a GenBank genome assembly. Lineage: Eukaryota; Metazoa; Rotifera; Eurotatoria; Philodinida; Philodinidae.